Molecule: messenger RNA, 1612 nt
Organism: Polistes dominula (European paper wasp)
Lineage: Eukaryota; Metazoa; Arthropoda; Insecta; Hymenoptera; Vespidae
Biological process (GO): proteasome localization; nuclear protein quality control by the ubiquitin-proteasome system
Cellular component (GO): nuclear membrane; nucleus
Molecular function (GO): proteasome binding
Source: RefSeq, a predicted model, not a curated record
AUUCAGAGGUUAGUAAACAUGAUUCUGUGAACUCCCGCCAUUUUUCUUUGAUCUCUAACGUUAUUUCUUGGUCCAGCGAAGAAUAAGUUUGGAAACAUUUUUACAACUAUUUUAAACUUAUAAAAGUGUACAUUUUAAUUUAUUGCAUUAUAUUUUACAUUGUUUUUCACGUUAUGAUAAGGAAAAUCAUAGUAUUUAAAAAAAAAAGAAGAAUCAUCAUAUUGUUGGCUUUGUGAAAGAAACAAUCGUGAAAGUGUGUGUGUAGAGUGAGUACAAUUUAUAUAUGGUGUGUUGGUAGUAGUGAGUCAAAUGGAAGAUUAAUAAUAAUAAAAACAAAAACAAAAAAAGAAAAAUUUUCUUUUGUUAAACAUUAGAAGAGUUUUCUAAAAGCGAAUAUAUUUAAUUGCAUCUUUUUGAUGCAUGAUGAACACUCCAACCAGAGAAUUUUUAAGAAGACCAGACGGAUCACGUAGAAGAUCUGCACGUCAAGCUUUAGCUGUUAUUCCUAAUAUUCCUGGUAUGACACUUUCACCAGGUGAAAUACUUUCCAUUGAGCAAAAUUCUAUGGACAACGUAAUUAAUAGUCGACAAACUUCAGAUUCUUGUAGUCCAGCUCCUAGUCCUGACGAACUUGUUAUUCAAAAACGCGGAAGACGACGAAGGACUAUUGUCUGGUCACCAGAUCUGGAUGCUUGUAAGCGUGACAGCUUAUUAAGUUUAAGUUCCAAGGAUCGAACUCCUGUAAAGAGUCCAACGAAAGCAACCAUGUUAUUAAGAAGUACACCUAGAAAGAGAUUAUCUCUUGGCGAUGAGUCUAGAUUUAGUUUAUCGGAGAAAAAGAAGAGAACACCUUCAAAAUCCACAAAUCUAAUUGAUACUUCAGUACAAAAAAAGUUCAAUGGAAAUUUAAUAAAUGGAUUACGAGGUCUUAGCCAUGAUCAGUUGAUCAAACUUAUUACAGAUGUAAUAUCUAUGCAAGAAAGUGGUACCCUACGAGAAGAUGACAAAUUAAGGGAUGUCUUUAUGAACAAAAUACCAAUAGCGGAUAUACAACCGUUGAGAGAAAAACUUUGUAAUUUGAGGCAAAAUGUUUUUGCUAGUCUUGUAUCCUCUGAUGCAGAUGACUGUGCAUAUAGUCGUGCAUACAUACAUUUAGAAGCAUUUCAAAAAGCAGUAAUUGAUCAGGGGAAAAGACUUCUAGAAUCGCAACAUUGGUCAUCUCUGAUGCAAUAUGUUUUUGCAGCAUGGAAUAUAACUAAAGAAUUACCUGAAUGGGAAAGUCAGGGUUCAGGUAAUACUACUUAUAAAUGUUUCAAAAAUUUAGCCAUAUUGUGUAAUCGUGCGUUAAUGGAAGGACGUUUCAAUUUACCAAUGUUGAAUUUGUACAGAGAGAGAUUGGAGAUCAUGGCAAAAGACUGCGAAGAAAUAAAUGCAUGUCUUCAGAUAUUAAAAGAUAGCAAUCCGGUUAUUGUCUAGGUAUAUUUAAAUUCUAAUUAAUUUACGUACCCUUUUUUUUUUAUAUACGUUGACCCAAAAAUCUUGAAGUUAAUUUAGAAUUAUUCAUUUUUUUCUUUUUUUUUUCUUUUUGUUUUUGUUUUCUUUUUUUGCAGUG